Molecule: messenger RNA, 2282 nt
Organism: Paraglomus brasilianum
Lineage: Eukaryota; Fungi; Glomeromycota; Glomeromycetes; Paraglomerales; Paraglomeraceae
Source: the annotation of a GenBank genome assembly
AUGGACGAUACCGCACAAUACCAGUUUGCUCUUGUAAAACAGCGAAGAGAAGAUAGGCAUGAAAUCGAAUACGAACUAAUACUACGACAGCAGCCGAAACAGUCGAGAAUGUGUGGCAUUGGAGAAAAAGCCGACAGAAGACCAAUUGAUCCACCUCCGAUAAUUCAGUUGAAGGUAUUUGAUAAGAAGCAACCACGAACCGAGAAGAGUUCGUUUUUGCAAAACCCCUAUUUUUUCAUGUACGCUUCUCUUGUGGCACCCGACUCUGAUGAGGAACUCCAUCUCCUGCGUGAUAAGAAAACACGCUCAACCACGGGUUCUACCGUGUCGUCUCUAUAUCACUUAAAAGACAUUGAUAACUCGGACGCUGGUUUUUUCGUGUUUCCUGAUCUUUCUGUGCGAAUGGAGGGCACGUACAGGCUGAAAUUAAGCUUAUUUGAGAUCAUAAAUCGUGAAGUAUAUCAUUGCAAAUCGAUAUACUCGGAUAUAUUUACAGUCUACUCUGCAAAGAGAUUCCCUGGAAUGGAAGAGUCGACUUUUCUAUCUAGGUCAUUUGCAGAUCAAGGAUUGAAAAUACGCAUAAGAAAAGAAAUAAGAGUAAGAAGAAGACUACAAAAGAGGAAGACAACCGACAUCCAAGGUGAAUCGACCAAGAAACGGUCAAGAGCUGAUGACGACGAUCAUAAUUCGUCAGAUACUACAGAAGGACGUGACGACAGGGCAAUAUCCGAAAAAUCAGUUUCCAGUGGCUAUGAUAAAUCAUUCACACCUACCAAAGAUUCCAUGUCCCGAAGUCCAACAAUCGCUCGGCCACGCCAUCCGUAUUCACACUAUGAUCACAUGUACCCUGGAUAUCCCCAACCCCGUCCUCCAAUGCAAUGGUCCGAUCGUCCAGAAUAUAUAAGCGAAUAUCACUCGUAUCCACAUCCGUAUGCUGUUCCGUACGAUCGCAGAUACGUAUAUCCGCCGUAUGCAUACUAUCCACAUCCACCGCCAAUGCACGAAUUGCCAGACCAUCGAUACGCAUACCCACCACCGCCCGAAUAUAGUCGUCCACCACCAGCACCCAUAUAUCCCAGCCAACAAGGAUAUUACGAAUCAAUGACACCUCAUCGCAUGACCUCUUCAGAAUCACCUAGCCGGCCGUAUUCGUACGACUCGCCUAGUCCAUAUACAACGCCACAACGCACAAGUCCAUGGUCGCAUUAUGGUGACCGUCCGCCAACGCGCGAUCACACAAUGGACCCGGCUUAUCGCUCGCCUGCCAUUACCCAUCCUGCUCGGUCAGGAAUGUAUGGAUAUCCUACCGAGUAUUAUCCGCCGCCAUAUCCUCCUCACCCGCACAUCCCUGCUGCGCCAAAGGGUGAUUAUCCCCCGGAAGCUAAUAUCGAUCCUGCGCUGAAUCCACAUGUCGUGGCAAAUCAAAAAAUGCCGGCAAUAUCUGAUUUGCUAUCACCAGAACAUCAGUCGCAAGUAAGUUCCGAGAGAGGUGCGAGCGUAGCUCCUUCGUCGCGACCGUACCAACCGCCCACAGGAUUCUCUCACGCAUAUUCACCGAUAAGACCACAACCGUAUCCACCCGUGUACACGCGUCCACAACAUGAACAAUAUGCUCAUCACCCGUAUCCAAUAGCAAAAUCUCAACCAACUCCUCAACAGCCGUCACCAACGACAGAAGAUCCUACUCGUCUUCCUCCCAUGUCUGUACCUUCACGCGAAGCAACAUCGACAUCUCCUACUCAUCCGCCAUCUACAGCAGCCGCACGCAGCGAAGACCGUACACCAGACUACGGAUACGACCAGCAACGCAGACAAACUUAUCCAGGUGAGGCAUCAAGUGAACAUAUAGUCGUCUCGCCAUCAUCAGCUACAUUUUCAUCGUUCUCUGGUGGUGCUAGCGCUAGGGAAAUGAUUCCUGCACAGCGUCAUUUGGCGCCGCAGAUUCUCCCGUCAUUACAUACGUUGUCGUUGGCUGAGCGACAAGAAUCAGUGGCUGGGCAAGAGUAUGAGCAACGAGUGAAUAAUGCGUAUUCUGUACCUGGAACAACAACACAUCAACAACAGCGCCAAAUGAUACAACCAUCACCAUCUCCAACCACGUCUCGACCAACUUUUCAACUAUCUCCUACUAAUCAAUCGACUCCAUCACACAAUGAUACACAUUCACCAAGACCUACACCGUCCCCGCCCACACCAGUUGAUGACGGAUGUGUUAUCAGAACGCAUAUAGAAGACUUGAGAAAUACGACGCAAAAUGAUAAUGGAAAAGGCGACAGUCACAG